This is a messenger RNA of Diaporthe amygdali, 3456 nucleotides long. RefSeq lists its product as uncharacterized. The record is from RefSeq and is a predicted model, not a curated record. The coding region runs from base 1 to 3456 and encodes 1151 amino acids. The transcript has a single exon. NCBI's taxonomy places the organism in Eukaryota, Fungi, Ascomycota, Sordariomycetes, Diaporthales, Diaporthaceae. Gene Ontology annotation, biological process: chromatin remodeling. Gene Ontology annotation, molecular function: protein binding; histone methyltransferase activity.
AUGGAUCUCAUCGACCUCACCGGUGACAGCGAUGCCGACAUGGCAACCAGUCAUGAACCAACGAAGCGCAUCGGAGCGAACGCCUCGCCGCAGAUUAAAUUCUCAGAGAGCCGUUUCCAACUCCAGGAUUCAUUGCCUUCUCAUGGCCAUGCCAAUCCACGACCAACUUCGCGCUCAAGCGAGCCAUCGGGGUCUCGUCCAAGGGGCCAAAUGAACACAACCCCAUCCAAGCCCACCAAGUCCGAAUCCUCAUCUGCUCGGGCCCACAGGGUCAGCAAGGCUUCGCCAAUCCAGCUGACUCCAAACCCAGUUCUCAGAAUGGCUCCUCGCAGUACCACACCACAGCCAAGCAGAGAUGCGCUGUCUCAUCAGGCGGUCGAGAGCAGCCCUUCGUUCCAGACUCCCCGCAGGGACGAUUGGAAUGUGGACAGGAUCGAGCACGCUCUUUUCGACUUAUCGAAGGAGCUUGAUUGGAACCACGCCAAGCUGGUCAACUACAACCUGCGGACUGCCGCCGCACAGAAGACCCCAGGGCGACGACACGUGAGCUCUACUGCGUAUCUGGCCGACCUCAGAUUGUCUGUGCUGCCAUAUGAGACCUCGCAAGAGGGCACCAUGAAAGUCCAUCUCAAGACACAUGGCUCGAAGGAUACGGCUCGUGCCAACUCGGGGAGGAAGAGGAUGGCUUACGAGGUCGUCUGCAUCAAAUCUGACAAGCCACGAGUCCCGCAAUACAAGUUCCAUCAUGUGGAGAUCUCGAGGAAUAUCUUGACUCCGAACACAAUGUUGAAAUUCAUUCCUCAUCUCCGUGACAUGAAGGACAACGAAGAAGAGCGAUACACUCGCUGGAUCAAGGAGCUCGAGGCGAUGGACGCCCAGUCCGGUUUCAACGUUACUUCUCUCAAUAGGGGCGACAAGAUGAGAAAGCGACUCCGGGAAGAAAUAGCUGCCGAGAUCUCCCUUUACAUUGACCGGUGGAUCGCAAAACUGGGCCUGGACAACUGCAGCAAGUCCACCCUCGUCCGCUACAUGGCCACACAUUCUGAGCACAAUGACAAAAUGACGCCACAGCAAAAGAAUAGCAUCAUCCACAGACUCGAAGACGUGAGCUCACCACGCGCCACCAAGACUGCGAAAAUGUUCACGGAAGCUUUCAACCACCUAUGGAAACACACCGAACUUACGCUGAAAGACGUGCUCGCUCAUGACGAAACGGUGGAGGCCGUUGUCGAGACCAAAAAGCUGGUCAAAGACGAGAAGCCUGAGGCUAAAUCAAAGGCGGCUGAACGGCUCUUGGAAAUGGUCGAGAGCAAUUUGCUGACCUACACCAUUCUGGGCUGCUUAUACUGCUAUUCGCACUCCUGUGAGCAUGGUGAAUAUGACCGCGACAACCAGCGGCGAUCACUUGGUGUCGAUUUGAUAGGGAGAUUCGGUGGCUUGAUGAGGCAGAACUUGGCUAAACACCUGCGGGACUCGGAUGCCUCUGCACAAGGGUCACCGGCUCGUUGCCGAAAUCUAUGCUGGCAGGACUACAGAUCCGGCAACAUCAAUGCUGACGUGGACCCCUGGUCUGACGAUGAGGUCGCACUCCUCCGAGGUCUCUAUGCUGCUUCGGCCGCCAGUCCAAGACUUUGUUCGAAUUUGCCUUGCCUUGUUUCAACAUUACUGGGACGGCCAUGUUGGGAUGUGUACAGGAAACAGCUCCAGCUUGACUUGGACAAAUACGAGUCUCUUUACGAGCUUGCGAGUCCUGAUACUGAUCCACCAAAGGUCAAACCUUUGGCUUGGUACGACCGUCACCGAAAGGAACUCAGGCAGGACUGGCAAGACCACCUCAAUGCUCACGAAUUCACCCGCCGCGAAGUCAAAGACCCUUGUACCCACAGCGGACCCUGUGGCAAGGGUUGCCCAUGUGUUGAUGCGAAGCUUCUAUGUGAACGCUUUUGCCGUUGCACAGCCGAGAACUGUGCCUACAAGUUUACAGGCUGCGCUUGCAAAGCUGAGGGCAAGACUUGCCUGCAAUCGAAGAAAGAAGGCAAGCCUUGUAUCUGUGUUCAGCUCAACAGGGAGUGCGACCCCGUGCUCUGUCAAGGUUGUGGCGCUUUCGAACGGGCAGACCCCAAGAAUGCCCACGAUACAGAGCUGCACUCAUAUGGCUGCCAAAACGUGUCUCUCCAGCGUGGUCUUUCCAAGACUGUCUUGCUGGGUGAGUCUCAAAUUGAGGGCUGCGGAUAUGGCCUAUUUACCGCCGAAGACAUUGCCCAGGAUGAGUUUGUUAUCGAGUAUCUUGGCGAAUUGAUCUCACACGACGAGGGUGUCCGGCGAGAGGCAAGACGCGGCGACGUCUUUGACGACUCUAAGCACAGUAGCUACUUGUUCACCCUGCUGGACUACGAGGGCAUCUGGGUCGACGCAGCCAUUUAUGGCAAUCUCAGCCGCUACAUCAAUCAUGCUUCCGAGUACGACAAGGUAGGAAAGAAGUUGGUCAAUAUUGUGCCCCAAAUUUUGUUUGUGAAUGGCGAUUACCGCAUCAAGUUCAAGGCGCAGCGCGACAUCAAGGCGGGUGAGGAGCUGUUCUUCAACUACGGAGAAAAUUUCCCCAAUCUCACCAAGAAGCUCCUUGACUCGAAGGAUGAAGAAAACCGACCAAAGCGCGGCGGCAGUGUUAGAGGUCGAGGUGGCCGCGGCCGUGGUGGACGAGGCAGAGGCAGAGGCAGCCUCAAGAUCACUACCACCGGGACUAAGAAAGCACCUAGAGCCUCCUUGGAUGAGGACGACGAGGUGUCAUCGAUUGAGCCCGUCGCCGUAGAUGAACAAGACAACGAAGAUGAUGGGGACUUUCGACCGGGGCGUUCGUAUAGACCUAGGAGAGGCGGCACUACUUUGGGAGCGCGGGGUGGACGCAAGCGAAAGAGGCACGCCUCGCAUGAACUCGACCCCGACGAUCCGCCACCUGCUCGUGCCACUAGAGGCGGACGUGUUAGAGGCAGAGGUUCGCGUGGGCGUCAGCGAGGCGGUGGCCGCGGUGGACGUCGCACCGCAACAAAUGUCGAGUCCACAACGACGACUGCAGCAUUUGCCUUGGACGGAACAGACGAAUCAUCUAGCAAUGGCACUGCGGCUUCCAUCAUUGAGGCCGCGCCUACGAUGACGACGCACGCAAUCCUCGGCACACCUAGUAGCCGUGCCGGGCGUGGCAAGCGUCGGAAACAACUCGAUGGUAACGACUCCGAAUCUGAAUUCAAGGUCCAUGUCCCUAGAUCAGGGGGCAGUCAGCACAGUCCCAGUUUGAGAAGGCGCACAAGGAGAGAUAUUCCGGACUCAGAUGAGGAAAUGGCGGACUUUGAGCACGAAGACAGCUUCACCCGCGGAGAAACCGCGGAUGGCAGUAGCCCGAUCGACCGGUCGCAACGCAAGAGGCAGAGGCCGGCUAGGUACCGCGAUCUGGAGGAGUAG